Molecule: messenger RNA, 1074 nt
Organism: Vespula pensylvanica (western yellowjacket)
Lineage: Eukaryota; Metazoa; Arthropoda; Insecta; Hymenoptera; Vespidae
Gene: dnk
Product: deoxynucleoside kinase
Exons: 4
Coding region: 146-940 (264 amino acids)
Biological process (GO): nucleobase-containing compound metabolic process
Cellular component (GO): mitochondrion; cytoplasm
Molecular function (GO): deoxynucleoside kinase activity; ATP binding
Source: RefSeq, a predicted model, not a curated record
UUCAUCAUAAACUAUUCUAAAGCUUUCAUUGCGCAUUACAACGCGAAGUAUAAUGGUCAUUUGGAUUAAUGAUAACGUGCAAUUGUUUGUUAUAAUUUUGUGAAAAUAAAUAUGUAAUAUUAAUAACACUAAUAUAAUUGCUAAAAUGGGUCUUUUAGUCAGAAGAAUUAAUAAUAUAUUAGGAAUAAUGUCUGGAACUCCUUGCAAGAAUUACAAACGACCAUUUACUGUUUGUGUUGAAGGUAAUAUUGGAAGUGGAAAAACCACAUUUUUAAAUCAUUUUAAAAAUUAUGACAAUACAGUUGUUUUACAAGAACCAGUUGAAUUAUGGCGCAAUGUUGCAGGAGUAAAUUUAUUAGAAAUCAUGUAUAAGGAUCCAAGGCGUUAUGCUUGUAUAUUCCAAUCUUAUGUACAAUUAACGAUGCUCCAAUUGCAUACUUAUAAGACACAAUUACCUUAUAAAGUCAUGGAGAGAUCAGUUUACUGUUCAAGAUUAUUUAUAGAAAAUAUGAAACGUAAUAAGAUAUUACAAGAUUUUGAAAUUGUUGUAUUAGAAGAAUGGUUUGAUUGGUGUAUAAAAAAUGCUGACAUAGAAACAGAUUUAAUAAUAUAUUUAAGGACGAGUCCAGAAAUUGUUUACCAAAGAAUGCGUAUACGAGCUCGUAAAGAGGAAAAUUCUGUGUCAUUGGAAUACCUGAAACAAAUUCAUGAAAUACAUGACGAAUGGCUACUAUACCAAAGCUUGUUCUCUUUGCCAGCACCAGUUAUUGUCUUAGAUGGAAAUAAAAGCAUUGAAGAGAUGGUAGCUGAAUUUGAUAAAUGUAAAAAUAAAAUUUUUACUCAACAAAGAGAAGGUGAAAAUGACACAAUAACUGCAAAUACAACUAUCUCAGCUACACAUGGAUUAAAAGAAAUAAAAACAGUAGAUAUAUGUAAAUAAUAUAUAAGUAUUCUUUUCGGCAUUUAAUUGUACCAAAUACUUAGUAUCUCAUUUCCUUCUUGUUAUAAAUACAUAGUAUAAUAUAAAAAUGUGAAUUUUCAUGAUAAAUACAAUAUCGAUUUUCUCUUAUUAAA